This is a messenger RNA of Enhydra lutris kenyoni (northern sea otter), 2418 nucleotides long. RefSeq names its product cytochrome P450 2F2-like. Gene Ontology annotation, biological process: xenobiotic metabolic process. Gene Ontology annotation, cellular component: cytoplasm; intracellular membrane-bounded organelle. The record is from RefSeq and is a predicted model, not a curated record. Lineage: Eukaryota; Metazoa; Chordata; Mammalia; Carnivora; Mustelidae. Gene Ontology annotation, molecular function: heme binding; oxidoreductase activity, acting on paired donors, with incorporation or reduction of molecular oxygen, reduced flavin or flavoprotein as one donor, and incorporation of one atom of oxygen; iron ion binding.
GAUGAAACAAAGAUAAAACAGAGACAGAGACCCUGAGAGACACUCCCAGAAACAAGGCCAGUCCCAAAAGCUGUGCCGCCCCCACACUCUCCCCAGGUCUGGGCCCUGUGCCAGGCACCUGGUGGAAGGCUGGAUCCGGCCAGGCAGGGGUCCAUGGGAGGGUGAGCUGCCUUCCUGAACAGUGUACAGGUACAGCAUACACCAUUUCAAGAGCAAGGGCAUGGAAGUGACAAGGACUCAGGCGCCUGUCCCUGGGAAUCACAAGCACAGGGCACAGGAGGGCCAGGCUAAUGGGUGUAUCACCAGGGGUGUUUUUAGAAGUGUAUUUGGAAGUCAGGAAUGUAUUUAGGAAUCCGAAGUUAUAGGGUAUGGCUUUCAGGGGGUCAUGGGCCCCAAGGCGGCCAGGGAAUUCAGAAAUGCACACCUCUGGGCCAAGGAAGCUGGACUCCAAGGACCCAAGGGCUCAGUAGGGUGCACCUGUCGGGCAGGUGUAUUGACGUGGAAACGCUAGUGCAACAAAGCUGCCAAAUUGGGCCGGCUGCGCCUGGCACGACAGCGACAGAGCUGGGGGGCUGGGUGGAGAUCUUGGGUGGGGGAAUCUGCAAAAUGAGCGGCCAUACCCACUCCUGGUAUCCGCCCAGCUCCACCCAAGACCCAAAGGGAAUCAAAUAAAGGCAAAGGGGGGCAGGCAUGGACGAUAGAGGGCACGAUGGUCACGGGAGUCACAGCGUUGCUGCUGCUGCUGGUCCUGCUGCUGGCCCUAGCCAGGCGGGGUUGGGGUGCCCAGGGCACUCAGACUCGGGGGACCCUACCCCCGGGGCCAACGCCACUCCCACUGCUGGGGAACCUGCAGCAGCUGGAGUCUGGACGUCUGGAAGGAGCGCUCAUGGAGCUCUCUGGCCGCUGGGGCCCAGUGUUCACAGUGCGGCUGGGCCGGCGUCCUGCAGUGGUGCUGUGCGGCUACUCAGCGCUGCGGGACGCAUUAGUGCUGCAGGCGGAUGCCUUUUCCGGCCGCGGGGCCAUGGCUGUCUUCCAGCGCUUCACUCGCGGAAACGGCAUCGUGUUUUCCAAUGGGCCGCGCUGGUGGACGCUGCGCAAUUUUGCACUGGGAGCACUGAAGGAGUUCGGGCUGGGAACGCGGACCAUAGAGGAGCGCAUCCUGGAGGAGGCAGCUUGUCUGCUUGGCAAAUUUCAAGCCACCAUUGGAGCGCCGUUCGACCCCCGAUGGCUACUGGAUAAUGCUGUAUCUAACGUUAUUUGUUCGGUGGUCUUCGGGAACCGCCAUGGCUAUGAGGACCCAGAGUUCCUGAGGCUCCUGGACCUCUUCCAUGACAACUUCCGCAUCAUGAGUUCCAGAUGGGGUGAGAUGUACAACAUUUUCCCCUCCCUCCUUGACUGGCUCCCAGGCGUGCACCACCGAAUCUUUCGAAACUUCACGGAGCUUCGGGUCUUCAUCUCUGAGCAAAUCAAGCAGCACCAGCAGACGCAGCAGCCUGGAGAGCCCCGCGAUUUCAUCGAUUGCUUCCUGGAUCAGAUGAGUAAGGUGCGGGUCCCUACUACCCUAAACCCCCCCCAUGCCACCCACCAGGAGGUGCCAGGCAGCCGCAACACCCAUCUCUGUCCGCAGGAACAGGAAGACCCAGAGAGCCAUUUCCAGGAGGAGAUGUUGGUGAUGACAACGCACAACCUCUUCUUCGGGGGAGAGACCACAAGCACCACUCUGUGCUAUGGGCUCCUCAUUCUGCUUAAGUACCCAGAGGUGGCAGCCAAAGUGCAGGCCGAGCUGGAUGCAGUGGUAGGGCGGACACGCACCCCAAGGCUGGAGGAACGCAAGCGCCUGCCCUACACCAACGCCGUGCUGCAUGAGAUCAGCGUGCUGCCGCUGGGGCUGCCCCGUGCCCUCACUCGGGACACCCACCUGCACGGCUACUUUUUGCCCAAGGGUACCUUUGUGAUUCCUCUGCUCAUGUCUUCACACCGGGACCCCACCCAGUUCAAAGACCCAGAAUGCUUCAACCCCACCAACUUCCUGGAUGACAAGGGCAAGUUCCAGAGCAACGAUGCCUUCAUGCCCUUUGCCCCAGGUCUGGGCCUGGAAGGGAGGGGACAAGGCUGGGCAGGCCUGGGAGGGGCGUGGUUCCCACCCUGCAUCCCCCUGUCCUCAGGAAAGCGGAUGUGUCUGGGUGCAGGCCUGGCGCGAUCAGAGAUCUUCCUCUUCUUCACCGCCAUCCUCCAGCAGUUCUGCCUGCUCCCUGUGGGCAGCCGCACCGACAUCAACCUCACCCCGCAGUGCACAGGCCUGGGCAACAUCCCCCCAGCCUUCCAGCUCCAGCUGGUGGCCCGCUGAGUCAGGCUCAGCCGCCCUCUGCUCACUGGCUCCCAGACCUCCCUACCCCCUUUGGUCAAUAAAGGCCCCGA